AUGUCCAAAACCUGCAGCUCUGGAAACUUCUCUCCCAGCUCUCCUGCGGCCUGUCAGAGCAACCCAACCUCAUCCUAUGGCUCUUCCGCCCCCAGCAACCUGGUGUUCAAGACUAAUCUCUCUUCUUCCAGCACCUCCACUGGCCCAAGGCCUUCCUCCAGCUCUGGUGGGAUGUCCUGCUCACUCCCAAAACCUUCUGCAGUCCUAAUUCCCUGUGUGAUAUCUUACACUGGACCUAUAGGUGGAGGGUCCAGCAGCAGUGGCUCACAGGGAUAUGGAUCUGGAAGUUCUCACUCAAUGGGAGGUGGCUCCGGAGGCUUCAGACCCCAGAGUCACGGAGGCUGUGGCUCUCAUUCAAUGGGAGGUGGCUCCGGUGGCUCCCAGUCUAUGGCGACGCCAUCACGAAACCUAGCGGAUCGCUGGGCUCCGCACUUGGGCACAUGUAGAUUGGAAGGCGAUGGGAAAGCUUCAGCAGCUGAGGAAUAUGACCAGCUGAAGAACAUGACCAGCUUCAAUCAUCCAGAACAACACGUCGAAGAUGCUGAAUUGAGGAGCCCCGGAUUAGCGGAAAAUCAGAAACAGGACUGUAAAGAUUUAAGCAAAGAUUAG
Messenger RNA from Condylura cristata (star-nosed mole), 609 nucleotides. RefSeq names its product keratin-associated protein 13-1-like. The transcript has 3 exons. The record is from RefSeq and is a predicted model, not a curated record. NCBI's taxonomy places the organism in Eukaryota, Metazoa, Chordata, Mammalia, Eulipotyphla, Talpidae. The coding region runs from base 1 to 609 and encodes 202 amino acids.